UCUACCUUUCUACCACGAAAUCACGGCCUGUUACAUUGUGUUGGAACGAAUCAUUCCAUUGUGUGUGAAAGACGCGAUUUGUUUUUCCCUGGGUCGACUGCACAGAGUUGGCUAGCCCGCCCUGCUGCCUGACGUGUUUGGUGUUUAGCUGUCUGUGUGCCAGCCCGUGCUUUUUAUUUUCUUUCCCACCCACCGACCGCUCCACUCGCCCAUCCACACACUGGUACCCACCCAUUCCCAACCUCAACCCUCCACCUUGUUGUUUGCAUUACGCUCCAAACUACAAACAACUGCACAACUCCUUUUUUGGUUUCUUGCAUACCACGUAAGUAGCCCUUACAUCAAACCAACAACCAUCACCCGCCACGUCGACUCACCCUUCCCUCGUCAUAGUUUUUUUUUGUCGUCAUCCUUGAAAUAUACACACACAUAGCAGCUUCGAUUCACCCCCGCAAUGGCCCGAAUCAGUGGCCUUGCCUCUGAGCACCACCCCCAGGGCCCCGGCGACGCCCACCGUCGCAAAAAGGGUCGAAAGCGUGCUGCCUCUCCUCCACCUGCCGUCCCCCAGGUCAAACGCACCCGUCUGGAUGAUGACGAUACCCACGACGACGACGAGAGCACCCAGGACCAGCUGGCUCGCGAGCUACGAGACGCUGUCUCCCGCUCUCAAUCCCACGACGACGGUGCCGGCAUCGUAGCAUACCCCAGCAUCCGCCGCCAUUCAGACCCCCUAGUAGCAGCCCAGGAUGCUCCAGAGGACUCCCAGGUCACUCCACCUCCACCAUCCACAGCUCCCCUUGCCGGCCGGCCCAACCCUGUCCGUCGAGCCUCUGGUGUCCGCCGUGCCCGCAUGUCAAUGCCUGCCCAGCUGCAUCAUGUCGAUGAAGAAUUCGAAGACAGCAAGGGUCAGCGUUUCCAGUUUCGACCACUCAAAGCCGUCAUCGAUUCCCGUAUCCGUCGCCGUCUUCGCCGCAGCCACCUCAGCCAAGAGGUCAACAACAUUGAACAGCAUGAAAAGGAGGAUAGGAAACUCCGCAAGCAGUUCGCAGAGCUCAAGGCUCUCCUGCAGGAAAAGGACAAUGCCAUCAAAGAUUUGGAGUACCAGCUCGAGGCCCAGCGCAUCGGUAACAUUACCAUGUCAGAGGACCGUGUCCAGGAGCUCGAGCAACAACUGAACCAGACCAAGGACGAAAUGGAUCAAUUACGUCGCUCCUCGCUGUACAAUGGCGAUUCUCGCGAGCCGAGCGCCUUUGAAGAUAUCAUGGAGGAGUACGACGACGGUGAGGAUAAUGACCUGAUGCUCAUCGAUGUUGAUGACAGCGAUGGUCCCGCACCCGUUGAGACUGCUCCGCUGGUCAAUGGCAUUUACGCCCAACGUGCGCUCGAACUAUCCAGUCAGGUCACUGUACACUCUCUGGCAACCAUCUCCCAGACACAAUACGACUCGCUGGCCGACCCUUCGCAGGUGGAUUCCUCGUCUCCUGUCCCAGACAAAAUCUCCGACAAGGCAGUUUCCCGAUAUGAGAACGAAAUUGAGCGUCUCAUUCAGCAGCUGUCCGAGUCCCAAGGUGCUCUUCGUGUCGUUGCCAUUGAGCUACAAAACCUCAACGUCCUCCCACCGGGUGCUUCUACCAAUGUUAUCAUCUCAGCCUUGCGUCACAGCUUUGACGCUCUGCGUGAAGAGCUAGAAAACCUCAUUCCCAAGUGCACGCUGGGGCUCACAAACAGCGACUUACUGCGCAAGAUUCCACAGCUCUUCGAGGGUGCUCUGACAGAACUACGAGAGAAGGUCAUCGCCGCAGAGACCCAUCACCAGAAUGAGAAAAUGCUGCAGCGGCAGUACGAGCAUGUAAUCGAUUUGCUCGCACGUUCCACUGAGAGCAUCGGCAGUUUGGAAGAGAAUGUGGCCGAAUUGACGCAAGAAAACGAGAUCAAGCAGAAUGACGUCGACGAUCUUAGUGAGCAAGUCACUACGUUGAACGAACAGCUCGACACCCAGGACAAUGUCAUCCAGAACCAAUCGGCUGAGUUAAAUGACCUUAAAGUCGAAAUCGCUGAUAAAGAGACGUCGCUGGGUAGACUCCGCGACUCCCUCGAGAACUAUCGCGACGAAGUUAACAAGCUCACAACGACUGUGACGGACCUCGAAGAGACCCACCGCCACACCCUGAUCGACUUGGAAGAGGCGCAUGCAACCGCAAUCAACAACCUUCAGACCAGCCUUGAAGAGCAGAUUGAAGGACGUACGAUCGCUGAGAACGAUGCGCUCGACAAGAAGGCGUACAUCGAGGACUUGGAGGAAAGCGUCACCCGCAUGGAGAACGAGUUCGAGACGCUUAGGAGCGAGUUGGAUCAGCUCCGACAACGUCUAUCCGAGGAGACAGAACUCCGACAGGAAGUUGAGGGUGAGCGUGAUACCCAAGCUGACAUGGCCUACAACCGCGCAAAUAUAAUUGAGAAUCUGGAGGAGGCUUUCAGUGAUGUCGAGAAGCAGCUUGCCGCCAAGAAGGAACUCCUUGAGAGCGAGCGUGCGAAGCUGGCGGAGACUGAGGAUCGCCUGCAUGGCGCCGAAGAUGAGAUUGCCCAGCUGGAAGAGCAGCUGCACAAUUCUGGCGUACAGGCCAACGAGCUUCGAUCAAAGCUGUUUCAACUGCAGCAAGAUAAGGAAGAGACUAUCAUCCGCCUUGAAGAUGAUGCUCGCGAGCAAGCGGAAGCCGACCAAGAUGCGUUGCAGGAGGAGGCGCAGAAACGCGAGACUGCCGAAGCGGAGGUCGCUUCUCUCACUACCAAAGUCGAAGGCCUGCAAGGUGAGAUUGAUGCUCUCGAGCGCGGUAUGGAAGGCCUGCGCAACGAUCUCGCCGACCUCGAGGAAAACCGCGACAACCACGUCACUACACUCGACACACAACUCGCAGAUCUCCGCAACAAAUACGCCGCUUUAGAGAAUUCCACCAACAGCACCAUUACGACAUUGCAGGCCAACAUCACGGAUCUCACCAACGAAGUGAACGCACAGGCUGCUGAGCUGGAACGGGUCCGUGCUGCAGCUGCCGAGAACGAGACGAUGCUACGGGAAGAGAUCGCCGAGAAGGCGGAUACAAUCACUGUGCUCGAGACCGACCUGGCCGACGCCCAAGCCAAGAACGUUCAGCUCGAACGUGAGAACAAGUCACUCUCGGAGCGCGUUGAGGAGGAGGCCUCGGAAAUGCUGCGAAUCAGCGAUCUUCAUCACCAGGAAUCCACGGCACUGCGCGCCGCGAUCAAGACACACGAGGCCACCAUUGUCAACCUUCAAAACGCAGCCACUGCGCGUGAAAAGGCACACGUAGAACUUAUUGCCGAAAAGGAACUCGAGAUUCAAGGCCUACAGGUCAUUGGCGACACGCGUGCUGCUGCCAUCGUCGAACUGGAAUCUCAGAUCGAUGUCAUCAAGGAAACCUUCGCUGCGGCAGAGGAAGACACUAGGAACACCAUCGACGCCCUAGUUGAAACCCAACGCCAGCUGCAAUUGCAGAAUCAAGAUCUCGCGCACGCGCUCAAACGUCGCAAUGCCGACGCUGUCAAAGCCGUCAAGGAGAUGAAGGUUGCCGGUGUGGCUGUGCGCACGAAUGGUGUCAAGGGCGAUUUACAUCGUGUUGUUGGCGGCAAAAUCGGCAAGGUCAGCGAGAAGGUCAAGGUCGGAAAGAAGGUCAACGGCCGGGGCAAGAAGGAGAAAAUUGCCAAGAGACAGUGGGAUAGUGGAUUCCACGAAGCUGUUGUCGAUGACGAUGAGGGCUUGGUCGAUGGUGAAGAUGACGGAUUGGUCGUUGUUUAAGGGGUCGCAUGAGCUGUUGUUGAUAUGGUAUUUCUGGAUAUCGAUUUCUUGUGAGAAAUUGGAUAUGAUUAUAUGGAUUGGUGAAGAC
This is a messenger RNA of Periconia digitata, 3902 nucleotides long. The record is from the annotation of a GenBank genome assembly. Lineage: Eukaryota; Fungi; Ascomycota; Dothideomycetes; Pleosporales; Periconiaceae.